AUGCCAUAUCCUCCACACUGGCUAGGCUACCACACUAAACGACCAACGCCACGGAAGCCACCUACAGAUAUACCAAGCCUAAUGCCAUAUCCUCCACACUGGCUAGGCUACCACACUAAACGACCAACGCCACGGAAGCCACCUACAGAUAUACCAAGCCUAAUGCCAUAUCCUCCACACUGGCUAGGCUACCACGCUAAACGACCAACGCCACUGAAGCCACCUACAGAUAUACCAAGCCUAAUGCCAUAUCCUCCACACUGGCUAGGCUACCACACUAAACGACCAACGCCACGGAAGCCACCUACAGAUAUACCUAGCCUAAUGCCACAUCACCCAUCCUCCAAGCCUGUCUUGGUCCCGGAAAGUCCACGUGAGCUGGUCAGAGCUGCCAACCCUCAGGAGAGCUGCAUCACAGCACGGGGCAAAGGACGGUCUCGACAACCUUGGCGUCACGAUUCUGUGUGUUAUAAAGGCUAUGAUAGAUGUGUUUCUGCGCUACAUUCUGCUACGACCUGGCCUCCUAGCCCACGACCUCCUAGCCCACGACGACCUAGCCACGACCUAUUAGCCCACGACCUACUAGCCCACGACCUCCUAAGCCCACGACCUCCUAGCCCACGACGACCUAGCCACGACCUAUUAGCCCACGACCUACUAGCCCACGACCUCCUAGCCCACGACGACCUAGCCACGACCUAUUAG
Procambarus clarkii (red swamp crayfish) is the source of this 705-nucleotide messenger RNA. NCBI's taxonomy places the organism in Eukaryota, Metazoa, Arthropoda, Malacostraca, Decapoda, Cambaridae. The record is from RefSeq and is a predicted model, not a curated record.